CUUUUCAUCCUCUGGGUUCAAUGAAAUACUGAGGAAAAGUCCACCGGCGAACAGCGGGCGCUGUCGAGUGCUGGGAGGUGCUGAAAUGGCCAGGGCGCACUGGUCGCAGCCUUGAUUGGCAGAGCCGACCAGUGACUGACAGGGGGUCUCCAUGGCGCCCGCGCCGCCAAUCCGCCCACCCCAGUAGUCGCGCCAGCUAGCCUGCCUGCGUGCCUGAGCCAAGCCGAGCCGAACCUCCUCCAGUCGGGGACGCUAGCUCCUGGCCGUUGUGUCGCCACUGCAGCCCCGGCGGUGUAACCCCAAGGCGCCUCGCGGAGAAGAGCCUGGCGCACCCGCCCUGGCCCGCGGGCAUCUGCUGUGCGUCCGGCCCCGGGCUCAGUGUCCCUACAGCUGCCGGCGCUGCCUCAAUGUUUCAGCUACCCAUCUUGAAUUUCAGCCCCCAGCAAGUGGCCGGGGUAUGUGAGACGCUGGAGGAGAGCGGCGAUGUAGAGCGCUUGGGUCGCUUCCUCUGGUCGCUGCCCGUGGCCCCUGCGGCCUGUGAAGCCCUCAACAAGAACGAGUCGGUGCUGCGCGCGAGAGCCAUCGUGGCCUUUCACGGUGGCAACUACCGCGAGCUUUACCAUAUCCUGGAAAACCACAAGUUCACCAAGGAAUCGCACGCUAAGCUGCAGGCACUAUGGCUUGAAGCGCACUACCAGGAGGCGGAGAAGCUGCGUGGACGGCCGCUGGGGCCAGUGGACAAGUAUCGUGUAAGGAAGAAGUUCCCGCUGCCGCGUACCAUUUGGGAUGGCGAACAGAAGACACAUUGCUUCAAGGAGCGCACGCGACACCUGCUCCGAGAGUGGUAUCUGCAGGACCCAUAUCCCAACCCCAGCAAAAAGCGCGAGCUCGCCCAGGCAACCGGACUGACCCCCACGCAGGUGGGCAACUGGUUCAAAAACCGCCGACAAAGGGACCGGGCGGCUGCAGCCAAGAACAGACUACAGCAGCAGGUUCUGUCGCAAGGCUCCGGGCGGGCUCUACGGGCCGAGGGCGAGGGCACCCCGGAGGUGUUGGGUGUCUCCACCAGUCCGGCCGCUAGUCUAUCCAGCAAGGCGGCCACUUCGGCCAUCUCCAUCACAUCCAGCGACAGUGAAUGCGACAUCUAAGCUGCCCAACCAGCACGCUCAGAAACAGAAUCCCGUGUAAAAACGAGAUAAACAAUGAAGCGGAAAAGAGGAUGAAAGACCAACAAAUACACCACGACGGAAGCCAGGUGGCCAGGGACCCGCGGGCUUGGGUUUCAGUGCUCCACGGUCCGCCCAACUCCAGUGGCGCCCUUCCGCCGUUAUCACAGGCGCCCGCGGUGAGGCCUGACGGCAGCGCCCCGUUGUCCUCGCUUUGCUUUUUCCCAAGGAUUUUGCUGCGAAGAAGUCUUCGGAACCCGAACUGCACGCUGAGCGCCUGCCCUGAGUCUCUUGUGGGUAUUUCACGUCGAAAGGACGCUGUUAUAUAUGUAUAACUUUUGCUUUAAAGUUUUUUUUUAACAAAACAUAUAUAUGCUGUUUACUUAUUUAAGAGACUGCCAUGGUAGGUUUCUCUGUAGCUUGGGGAACUUGCUGUUUCUAAACGCAAGCUGGUGCAUUCUGUGUGGAGAAGCCAAACAAUAAAACAACUUGGUGGACAACCUUUCUUAAUUAA
This is a messenger RNA of Ictidomys tridecemlineatus (thirteen-lined ground squirrel), 1680 nucleotides long. It is a transcript of the gene Six6, whose product is annotated as SIX homeobox 6. Lineage: Eukaryota; Metazoa; Chordata; Mammalia; Rodentia; Sciuridae. Gene Ontology annotation, molecular function: DNA-binding transcription factor activity, RNA polymerase II-specific; RNA polymerase II cis-regulatory region sequence-specific DNA binding. Gene Ontology annotation, biological process: regulation of transcription by RNA polymerase II; eye development. Gene Ontology annotation, cellular component: transcription regulator complex; nucleus. The record is from RefSeq and is a predicted model, not a curated record.